AUGUCUGAAGUCAACCAAGCAAAUCAAAUUUUCAUCGAAGAUUGGCCCGUUUUGAGAGAUCUUUUUACGCGAGAUUGGCCAAAAUAUUGCUUACCUUAUCAUUUAAUCCAGAAUUUCCUCGAUUGGCACAAAAUUGAUCCGGAACACGUCAACACGGAUAUUCAACUUUUUUGUCUCAAUGGCGAUUGGAGUGAUGGAACGUUCUUUGCUUUGGAUGGAAAUUCAAUAUUUUUCUACUCCUUGAAUGAAGAUAACGAGCGUUUAAUUUCUUUGUUGUCACUUUUGCCUGCAGAUCGUGAAUUUCUCGCUUGUUCCGUGUAUCAAAGGCAUUUGUCGGUAAUUCCAACUAUCGUUCCUCGUUUUUCAAAUUGGGAGCAAAAAUUCACGUUGAUGACUUUUUUUCAUCGAUUACCGAAGGAGAAAGCUCUUGCCAUGGAAAUUGACAUUCCUGAAGGAAUUUCUGUCAAACCAAUGUCCUCAGAUGAUCACAUCGCGACAGUUGACUCAGUUUAUCCGCACAGAACGGAAAAUGUCACGGCGCAAGGCUUUAAGAGACUUUUGAAGUUCAAUCUCAACUUGGGAGCUUUUGAUGCGGAAGAAAAUUUACUCGCGUGGUGCUUUCGGUAUCAAACGGGGACCUUAAGUGCGCUUCAAGUGUUGCACGGAGGACAAAUGCGACAAGGAUUGGGAUCGUUAAUCGUUAAAUCGAUGGCAAAAAAGUUGGCGGAAGAAGGUUUUGACACGUUGGCAUGUGUAACGGAGGGAAAUAUCCCCUCAAUGAAGCUUUUCGAGAAAUUGGGAUUCGAAAUUAUUGAUAAAGUUUAUUGGGUUGGAUUUGGAAAUCGGGAUAUUGAGGGAACAAUUGGACAUAUUGGGAAUUAAAUUAGAGAGUUCAUUGACUUUGAACUGAACUAUAAAUAUUAUUUUAUAAAAAAAGAGAGUUUUUGAUACA
Molecule: messenger RNA, 952 nt
Organism: Culicoides brevitarsis
Lineage: Eukaryota; Metazoa; Arthropoda; Insecta; Diptera; Ceratopogonidae
Exons: 2
Coding region: 1-882 (293 amino acids)
Molecular function (GO): acyltransferase activity, transferring groups other than amino-acyl groups
Source: RefSeq, a predicted model, not a curated record